This is a messenger RNA of Nezara viridula (southern green stink bug), 2343 nucleotides long. The record is from the annotation of a GenBank genome assembly. Lineage: Eukaryota; Metazoa; Arthropoda; Insecta; Hemiptera; Pentatomidae.
UUUACAAUUAGAUGUCAAAACAACUUUUCACCUUUGGGAUUGUAUUAUGUCUUUUUUGAGGGGUUCAACGAAUUAUGUGUGGUGUACAACUAGUGUUUUGGGUAAAGGAGCAACAGGGGCGGUUUAUCAAGGAGUUAACAAACAUAAUGGUGAACCUGUAGCUGUUAAAACGUUUAAUCAACUUAGCCACAUGAGACCCCAUGAUGUACAAAUUCGAGAGUUUGAAGUUUUAAAGAAAGUGAAACAUGAAAAUAUCGUAAAGUUACUGGCUAUAGAAGAAGAACAGGAUGGAAGGGGUAAGGUAAUUGUUAUGGAACUUUGUACAGGAGGAAGCCUUUUCAAUAUUUUAGAUGAUCCUGAAAAUACUUACGGUUUACAAGAAGAUGAAUUUUUACUAGUACUUGAACAUUUAUCUGCUGGUAUGAAACAUUUACGUGAUAACAACCUUGUUCAUAGAGACUUGAAACCAGGAAACAUUAUGAAGUUUAUUUCUGAUGAUGGCAGCACAGUGUAUAAAUUAACUGACUUUGGUGCUGCUCGUGAGCUUGAAGAAGACCAACAGUUUAUGUCAUUGUAUGGCACUGAAGAAUAUCUCCAUCCCGAUAUGUAUGAACGGGCUGUUCUUAGGAAACCUGUAGGAAAAAAGUUUGGUGCAACGGUUGAUCUCUGGUCCAUAGGUGUUACAUUGUAUCAUGUAGCAACUGGUAAUCUUCCUUUUCGACCUUAUGGAGGGCGAAGAAAUAAAGAGACAAUGUAUUAUAUCACUACGAAGAAAGCUUCUGGCGUUAUAUCGGGCACUCAGUCAUCUGAAAAUGGACCCAUUGAUUGGUGCAGAUCUCUUCCCAAAGGCUGUCAAUUAAGUUUUGGGUUGAAAAAAUACAUAACACCUUUGUUAGCUGGACUUCUUGAAGUGGAUACACAAAAAAUAUGGAGUUUUGAAAAAUUUUUUACUGAAGUAACCAAUAUUUUAUCUCGAAAAAGAAUACAUGUUUUUCAUAUUCAUAAGAUGCAAAAUAUCAAAAUAUACUUUGACCCAGGUGAAAAAAUUUUAGAUUUCAAAGAACAAAUUUGUGAACAAACUGAAGUAUUACCAGCCAAUCAAAUACUUUUAUAUGACAAUAAACAUUUAUGUGAUGUGAUAACCGAAGAAACGCUGGGGAUCGAUUACCCUUGUACUUCAGAUGAGGUCCCUAUUAUAUUAUUUAGCAAUGAAAAUAAUAAUGUUGUGAUAGCAAUAGACAAUGACCUUCCUAAACUACCAACUUUUCCUAAUUCCCCAAAUGUAGAAAAUGAUGCCUCCAUUGCUAAAAAUAUAUGUAGUAUUUCUCAUGCUUGUAGAAGAAGGAUAGAUAAAUUGUCAUUGUGCAGUAAGCUAACAAAUGACAGUGUUAGUAUGUUUACAUAUAUUGUUAAGCAGGAGCUUUUGCAAGUUUUUUUAAAAAGCAAUAGAUUGUUAGAGUUGGCCAGAUAUGUUGAAAAAACGACAGAUAUUGUGAUGAGAAGCCAGCAAAUCAUUCAUAAUCUUCUUGGUAUAAAAUCUUCAAACUCAGUUGACUGGAAGGCAGAGCUAGAAGGUGGAAUAAAUCAGGAACUAGUUAGUGGAUUAAACAUUGCCAUUAAGCAGCUUCAUUCUAGGUUUUAUACCCAAGAUACUCUUAGUAAAGAGUGGGAAAAAAAUUCUGCUGGUUGCCGUUGCUGCUGGAAAAGUAAGGCCCCUCAACGAGCUAAUACUUGUGUUCAAAGGCUAAGGGACUCAUGGCAACACAUGAUUCGAGAUAGAGCUACAAGAAGUUUGACUUAUAAUGAUGAACAGUUCCAUGUUUUAGAAAGAAUGAAGAUGGAUGUAAUGGGAACUAAUUUGAUUAAGAAUUUAUUAGAGCAAGAAGUUGUUCUAUCAAUUAUUCAAACGGCAGACUGCCUAGCAGAUUGGUAUAAAAUGGCUCAAACUAUUUAUUUACAGGGAAAAAUUUUAGAUAAAGAUGUUGACAAUUCAAAAAAAAGUUUAGAAAAAUUUUUUUUACGCAUGGAAGAAAGUGACAAAAUUUUUUAUGAUGAAGGUAACAAUAUUGGUAUAACACGUCCCUUAGUGCAACAUGAAGGGCGGAUCAUUAGAGGACAAGAUGUUAGGUCAUUCAAAACCAAAAUUUGUGAAAUUCAUUGUGCUCAAGAAGAAAUAGACUCAUUAAUAAAAGAAAAUUCGCAAAUAAUAGAUAUGUUUCAAAGUAUUGCUGAUAAAAUAAGCCAUUAAUUGUAAAUAUUUCUAUUUCAAGACUUUUAUAAUUGUUAUUUAAAGAAUCACAUAUUUAUAGUUUAAAGAGAGAAUUAUAUAUUUUUUUAUGAUUA